GAUUGUCAAUUAUUGUGUAGUCGCGUGUACGCGAAUGGCAUGCCUCAUCGUGUACACAAACGCAAACGCAAAACGCGCAGUGGAAUUCCGUCGUUGUGUUUCCUGGUGGUCACCAGCAGAAGUAAUCCGUAACCCGGUGGAUUAACCAGUGCAGAAAAUGUCACCCAAAUACACGCACGCCAUUGUCGCCAGAAUCUCGAAUGCGCUGCAAGAGAGUGGCAGCUUUGAUGUGCAAUUGGCGAAACAACAGCACGAACAAUAUUGCGCUUUAUUGCGUGAAAUCGGACUCGAUGUCAUUGAGCUGCCACCGGAUGAUGCUCUGCCCGAGGGCGUCUUCGUUGAGAGCAGCGCCGUCGUCUGCAAUGGCGUUGCGCUCAUUGGACGCUCCGAGAAUGCAAAACGACGACGCGAGGCCGACAGCAUGGCCAUCAUACUGAAGAAGGAGCUUGAUAUUCCUGUCAUUGAGAUUGAUGAUCCACAUGCUCAGCUCGACGGGGGCGAUGUACUCUUUACGGGACGCGAGUUCUUCAUUGGCAUCUCGUCGUUUACGAACGAGGAGGGCGCACGUGCCGUGGCCAUGGCAUAUCCUGAAUAUCCAGUGACACCUAUAAGAGUGAACGGAUCGAAGCGUUUGAAGUACUACGUGACUAUGGCUGGGCCGGAUGUGCUCUGUGUGAGCACGAGCCCCACUUGUCAGGAGAUUGUGAAGCGGAUGGAGCGCGAGGCGAGUUUCACCUAUCAGAAGCUGACGCUGCCCGAGGAGAGUGCGGCCAACAUGUUGUACAUCAAUGGCACCAUUGUGCACAGAUCACCAACUGAAAUUCCAGAAGCUUAUAAGACUUUGAAAGAGAAAAUCGACAUUCCAACACGUAACAUUAACAUUAGCGAAUUUAGCCAAUAUUCCAGCGGUUUGAGCUCCGCUUGCUUGCUGCUGCGACGCUGGAAAUCCAUCAGAAGCAUUUGAAUCUACUUCGGCAUGCCGAAGACACAAAAUUACCCUGGCAGAGUGAUGGCAAACUUGUUGUGACAAAACUAUAUGAUAAAAUCAUUGAAUGCAAGUUCCAUCGAGAUAGUUUCAAAGUUAAGCGAGCUGCAUGCAGCAAAGCUCGCGGACAGACGGAAAGCAGGACAAAUUUAUGAUUAAACGGCAAACGCUUCACAAACAAACGAACUGCUUGGAUAGUAAAGCAAAGAACAACUGCAUGUUAUUUUGUAUCUAAAAAAUACGCACAGCGCCUGUUAAUUCUGGCAAACUCAGCAAUAAUAAUAUCCUCGAAUAAUUCAUAUAUGUAUAUUUAAAUUUUUAAAAACGUUAUUUGUUACAACUUUAAGUGAUAGUGUUAAAGUAUUUAUACACACCCCCCACACACACACACACGAAUCUUCGCACACAUUCAAACUAAUCUUUAGAUUUUUGUGCUAUGAACUUCGAAUUACAUUUCAUACUCUUUCAUCAUACACUCUUUAUACAUACAUAUAUUUAAUACUUUUUUAUUGAAUGGGACGACGAGUCCUCAAGCUAACGAAUGACCUACGAAUGUAUCUACUUUACAAGUAGCUGUUAAAUGUGUUCACUGUACUCCCAUAAUAAUAUAACAUUACAAACAACAACAACAAAUUAUCAUAAUAAUAAAUGAAAAUCAUUUGUAAUUUCUUUACAAAG
Molecule: messenger RNA, 1663 nt
Organism: Drosophila albomicans
Lineage: Eukaryota; Metazoa; Arthropoda; Insecta; Diptera; Drosophilidae
Product: N(G),N(G)-dimethylarginine dimethylaminohydrolase 1
Exons: 6
Coding region: 158-964 (268 amino acids)
Biological process (GO): positive regulation of nitric oxide biosynthetic process; arginine metabolic process
Molecular function (GO): amino acid binding; dimethylargininase activity
Source: RefSeq, a predicted model, not a curated record